This is a messenger RNA of Phragmites australis (common reed), 1686 nucleotides long. Its product is annotated as E3 ubiquitin-protein ligase RING1-like. Gene Ontology annotation, molecular function: ubiquitin protein ligase activity. Gene Ontology annotation, biological process: protein ubiquitination. The transcript has 2 exons. The record is from RefSeq and is a predicted model, not a curated record. Gene Ontology annotation, cellular component: cytoplasm. Bases 295 to 1437 code for a protein of 380 amino acids. NCBI's taxonomy places the organism in Eukaryota, Viridiplantae, Streptophyta, Magnoliopsida, Poales, Poaceae.
GCGUGGACAAUCUCGGCGGACGGCGGCAGCCGCGCCACUUGCAACAGAAGCCAUACGCUGGGAACUUCAGACCUUGCCGUCUACGGUGCCUACGAUGCUGCGCGGACGGCGGAUCCUUUGGCGACUGCACCUGACAUCUAAUCCCCGAUCCACGACGCUUCGUAAACAGAACCGGAGGAAAUCGCACUACACAAACACACAGCACUAGAAAUCGAAUACCUAAAUUCCAAAAAGUCCCCAAAAAGAAAAAAAAAACUCCCCAUCGCGGCCGCCACGAGAUCGCCGUGCGCCGCCAUGUCGACCCCAGCCGCCGCCUACUACGCCGCCGCCGCGCGCAAGCAAUACUUCUGCUACCAAUGCAACCGCACCGUCCUCCUCGCGGCUUCCGCCGCCGCCGCCGGCGAGCUCUUCUGCCCCGACUGCCGCGGCGACUUCCUCGAGGAGGUCACCGUCCCCGCCCCUACCUUCGUCCCCUUCCCUUUUCCGUUCCCCUUCGCCUCCACCACGUUCCCCGCCGCCAACACCACCUCCACCACCGGCGGUUCCCCUUCCCUAUCGUCCUCGUCCUCCUCCGCGGCGACCUCCCCGUCCCCGCCCAACGACCUCCCCGCCUUCCUCAACAACCUCCUCGAAAUCCGCGAAGACCGCCCCAGGGUCGGCGCCGGCGGCUCCGGCUCGCGCGCCGGCGGCGGCACCGCGACCCCCGAGAACGAGCUUGAGGUCUUCGACCCGGUCGUAUUCAUCCAGAACUACAUCCACAGCCUCAUGGAGGGCGGCGCCAACAUCCAGGUCCUCCUCGACGACGCCAACGUCAGCCUCGGCCCCGGCCCCGGCCUCGGCCGCGUCGGCGGGGCAAGCUUCGGCGACUACUUCGUCGGUCCGGGUCUGGAGCAACUCAUCGAGCAGCUCGCCGAGAACGACCCCAACCGCUACGGCACACCGCCAGCCGCCAAGUCUGCCCUCUCCGCGCUCCCUGACGUCGUCGUGACAGAGGCCAUGGUCGCCGCGGUGGAGGGCACUGAGUGCGCCGUUUGCAAGGAGGAUUUAUCGCCUGGGGAGUUGGCCAAGCAGAUGCCCUGCAAGCACAUCUACCACGCCGACUGCAUCGUGCCCUGGCUUGAGCUCCACAACUCGUGCCCCGUCUGUCGCUUUGAGCUGCCCACUGAUGAUCCUGAUUAUGAGGGCCGUAAGGCCUCUAAUCCGCAGCCGGCUGUUGGCAUCGCUGCUGCAGCUGCAUCUGGGAGCUCUAGUGCUGCUCAGGAAGGGAGGGAGGAGAAUGCAAGGGUGGUUGAGAGGAGAUUCAACGUGUCUCUGCCAUGGCCAUUCAGUGGAUUGGGAGGGCAACCAUCGCAGCAGGAUGGGAGCAAUGGGGGAAGUGGCAGCAACUCACAGGACAGUGGCUCGCAGGAUGGCGGCACACCCAGCAGCAAGAAUUGAGCACAGUUGUGCUGAUAGUAGGAGAUUCACCUCUUGGCCAUCCGUUUGAAAAGCCUACAAUAUUUAUGUGUCGCUGUGACUAUACCUACAGACAUCAAAGAACCAAAGAAAUUUACAGUCUGUUAUGGAAUGAUUGUUCAUUCCUGUUAGGUCAUGUACAAAAGGCGCAAAAACUGCCCCCGGCAGAAUUUGUGCGUUGAGAGUUGAGACUUUAUGUGCAGAUUUAUUGAUCGAUCCCGUUUCAUCAAA